This is a messenger RNA of Neoarthrinium moseri, 1149 nucleotides long. RefSeq lists its product as uncharacterized. The transcript has 3 exons. NCBI's taxonomy places the organism in Eukaryota, Fungi, Ascomycota, Sordariomycetes, Amphisphaeriales, Apiosporaceae. Bases 1 to 1149 code for a protein of 382 amino acids. The record is from RefSeq and is a predicted model, not a curated record. Gene Ontology annotation, molecular function: oxidoreductase activity, acting on paired donors, with incorporation or reduction of molecular oxygen; iron ion binding; heme binding.
AUGUUCUCAAUGCUGGAUGCAGCGUCACACAUGGCCCGGAGAAGAAUCAUUAGUUCUGUUUACGCUAAAUCAAACUUGAUCUCAGGGCCUUCUUCUGUCACGAGAUCGACAAACGAGAUCAUCGGACGAGACCUAGUGAAACACAUUAGUGAACAGGCUCGAAGUGGUACUGUAGUCGGCAUCGUCCAACUCUAUGCAAGAAUGAUGGUGGAUGCGACUUCUGCGUUCAUUUUUGGCAUGGAUGGACGUUCGAACUACCUUCAUGACGAAACUGCCUGGAAAUUAUUGGCGAAAAGUUUUGGUGAUCGAUCACAGGGUGUGUUCCUCCCACAAGAGCUACCGGUAUUAAACAAUCUAGCUCAACGCCUUGGACUCAAGUCAGGAACUGGGCUCGAUCUCGUCGAUGCAUGGUGCUUGGAUAAGUGCCGUGAUGUUGAGGCACGGGCAAUAGCUGGGCAGCUUGAGGAGGGGGAGGCAAGCGUUUGGAGGAGUCUGGACAAUGCCAUAGCAAGGUCGAACAAGGACCUCGAUCGAGACAUGAGACGCAGGCUAGUUGCGAGUGAAAUUAUGGAUCACAUUGUUGCAGCUUUUGACACAAGCUCCAUAGCCCUCAAUUACUCUACCUACCAGCUCAGCCGUCCUUGCAAUAGACACAUUCAAGAUGCGCUUCGGGAAGAACUGCGGAGUCUCCACGGGCAAGAAAAAGACGGCCAAGAAAACUCUUUGCCACCACUCAGGAGUCUGGAUGGGCUGCCAUUGCUCUCUGCAAUCCUGAUGGAGACACUGCGGCUGCAUCAACCAGUUCCAGGCCCUCAGCCUCGUGUGUCUCAUGCUGGGGCUACUCUGGAAGGGGUUGGGACGCUGCCUAGUGGAGUUCGGGUCUCGGCUAACGCGCUUUGCCUUCAUCGAAACGAAGACGUAUUUCCCAAUCCCAAUGAAUGGACGCCUCAUAGGUGGAUGAAGGAAGGCGCCAAGGAUGACGAAAGGCUCAAAGAGAUGAAUCGGUGGUUCUGGGCUUUCGGUAGUGGCGGUCGGAUGUGCAUUGGAAAUCACUUUGCUAUCUUACACAUGAAGGCUGCCCUUGCUGCUAUAUACAGCAGGUUUGCCACGGAGAUUGUUGAUGAUAGUGGAAUCGAACAGCUUGAGUGA